This is a messenger RNA of Anopheles funestus (African malaria mosquito), 6462 nucleotides long. It is a transcript of the gene Pld, whose product is annotated as phospholipase D2. The transcript has 9 exons. Lineage: Eukaryota; Metazoa; Arthropoda; Insecta; Diptera; Culicidae. Gene Ontology annotation, molecular function: phosphatidylinositol binding; D-type glycerophospholipase activity. Bases 2082 to 5912 code for a protein of 1276 amino acids. The record is from RefSeq and is a predicted model, not a curated record. Gene Ontology annotation, biological process: cell motility; phosphatidic acid biosynthetic process; intracellular signal transduction.
CCUACGCUCUUUAAGCGCUGGUUAAGAUCUUCAUGUAUCAACUUCAUGUUUAUUGGUACAGCAAUAUAUUUUCUUGUUUUUUUCUAUAUUCUUUUUUUUUUAUUUUUUGCUAUAUUUUUUUGUAUAUUAAAACGUGUGACUUUUAAAUGUGUUUUUUUUUUUAAAUUUGUUUGAUGAUAUUGAUCCUUACAUGGGCCAAAAAACAAACACCAGCAAGAAACAUAAAUUAAGCUAUGAUUCAAUUGAUUUUUAUUCCAUUUUUAUUUACUUUUAUUUACUUCGUUUGAACGUUGUUUUCUCGUUCUGUUCGUAGUUGUCAACAGAUUUGGUUAUUUUCUUUUUUUUUCCAAGCUUAACUGUACACCUGUUUCGAGAUAGGAAGAUGUAUUGAAUUGAGAUGUCGAAGAAGGUGCUUCGUUGCUUAGAAAAAAAAAACACGGACAGACAAGAUAAUAAAAAUGCGCCGUAUCAGUUCCCACUCAGAAGCAAUCAGCUAGAUCAAUGGCAAGUAGUCCCAUUUAUGCGUCGGCUUUCGUGCUGGCCUGGUGUGUCGAAACAGUGUAAAGUGCUGUAGCUUUUUUUGUUGUGAAAUAUUUAUGUUCCCUUGCACAUAAGGUGGUAAAGUACUUAGUAAACGAUCGCACUACAUUUUUUGAGCGCAGUGAAUCAUACCAGUGUGGCCAUUAUUCGUGGACGAAAAAACGCAUGCAAAACGCUGAAAGGGAAUAAAAAUUACGCCACUCGCUACAACAGUCUAUCGCGCCCUCGUUAUCACUCAGGGAAUGUCCGCCAACUUCUGUCACAGGCUUUGAAUGAAGUCAUUCUUGAAUUAGUUUAUUACACUACUGAUGGAUAUCAUCAAUAUUCGUGAGCGUAACAGUUGUUAAUGGUGCGCUCUUGAUUCUUGGUAGAUAAAAUUCCAGCUAGUGAUUAUGAAUAGAAUUGGCUGAGCUACUCGCAUUAAUACCAUCGUGCUCUAUAGAUAUGUUUUUGCAGGAAUUUAAGACACACCGAGUACAUUUCCGCAAAGAGCAAAAUAGUUUACUCAAGUCCACAUUUCAACAGUACCAUUCAAUAUACUAAAGCGCACAUGCUUGCUUACCUCUCGAAGGCUUACAAAUAGAUAACAAAUUUCAAGCCUAAUUCAGCUUUAUAAGUAUGAGGAGGGUUUUUUUUCUUUUUCAAACAUCCAACAAUCACCCUCAACGACAUGCGAAAAUGGAGAAUGAGAACCGGUUUACGAUAGGAAAAGCAACGCCUUUAUAGCCUUUAUAGAGUCAAAUACAUUCUGACUUACUAAUUUUAACUUCACCACCAUCGAUGAUUCACUAGCAGCCGUUAAAAACUUUGUAUCCUUGAACUAAAUUCACCUCCACAGUGUCGUGUGGUUGCAAGUUCUUGAGGGGUUUGGGUUUGUUGAAUUAUGAAGGUACGAAGAACUAGUGCCUCUAAGUUGACAAUCCACUACUAAUAUACUACCAUAAUAAUAGUACUAAUAAUAGUACUAAUGAUAGUACUAAUAAUAAUAGUACUAAUACUAAUAUACUUUUGGGAUUCGAAUUUCAACUGCUUUUCUCGCCAUUAAAGUUUCCACAGUUGCGCACGUGCAUUCUACAUUGCGCAUCGGUGUGUUUCCCUCCACCGAAAGCUCGCACCGAAAUCGCUCGCUAGCAGCAGCAGCGGCAGUCGAGUGGAAGAAAAAUGGUCGUCAUUAUGAUAAGCGUAACUGCGGGGAAGCUCGCAGAAUAGUGUGUUGUCGCUGGCUGGCGUGUCUUAUCAGCUCACCACCUGAGAUGGUAUACUUGCGUUUGUUUUCAUGAGUGUAGUAUUAUUUUGGCUGCCGGUACGAUCGUACGUGUGCUGGUCAGUUUACGCGCCUUUCACUGACGGUACGCGACAAUUCGCCGGCAUUGCCGUUUUAUUGCCGGGCGGUAAUUGUUCCACGCAAGCGACUCCGCGUAUUCUGCGUUUGGUGCAACGCGAUAAAUCAUAACGUGCUGCUGCUGGUAGUGAGCCAUAGCUCUGUGGUGUGGAUAUUGGAACUUGGAAUUUUUUUGGGAGAAUUUAUCGAAAAUCUUAAGAUGGAUGCUAACUUCAAGCGUAAAACUAUUCAUCGCAGUAUAUCGCUGCUGCUGCGUGAUAUUGAUCAGAUGUCGCUGAGCGAAAUCGGCACCUCCAAUCCUGCACUGAACUGCGAAGAUACCGGUACGGCAUCUGAUUCCACUGCACGGCAUGAUCAUGCGGGUUGUCUUACCGGUGACCGGGGUGCUUACGGUACUGGAGGGAACGGUGAGGGAGGCGGUGGUACAGGUACAACAGGAGGCGGCCAUCAUGAUGCUAGUCUGGCCUGUUACUCGAUCCGUAGCGAGCCGGAAGAGUACGACGAAAAUCUGGACGCGCCGGAUUCGGUAACCUACCUGUCGAUCGGUGGCAACAAUCCAGUGCUGGUGAUACGUGAGAGUGAUGCGGACAGCGUCAGUCCCGCAUCCGAGAUCCCGUACAACUUCGUCUACAAUACGCCGGUGAAGUUUGAUUCGAUGCGCCGCCACAUAUUCAUCCCGGGGCUGGAGAUCAUUGUGGAAAUCAUUGACUACGAGCGUAGCCUAACGUCGCACGUGCUUAACCCCAACCUAUACACAGUAAAGCUCACACAUGGACCAUUUUCCUGGACAAUACAGAAGCGGUACAACCAUUUCAGAAAUUUACACCAGCAACUGACGACGUACAGGACAUCACUGCACAUUCCCUUUCCGACGAAAAGCCACAAAGAACGACGAGAUAGUUUCCGGAAUAUGCAUACUGUGCAUCAGGCAACGGCAUCGCCUGCCAUGCAACAGAAGCUUGGUAAACCGUUGAAAAAGAUCAAGAAAAGUGCAUUGCCACGAUUUCCACUCAAGCCGGACUCACUCGUUUCGUUCGAUGCUAUCCCGCAGCGAAUCAAACAGCUCGAGGAGUACCUGUACAAUCUGCUUAACAUCUCACUUUAUCGGAACUUCCACGGAACGAUCAACUUCCUGGAAGUGUCACACAUUUCGUUCAUAUCUGCACUGGGCGAGAAGGGAAAGGAGGGACCGAUCAAGAAGCGCACCGGAUCAACUCGUCCCGGACAGUCGGGAUGUAACUUUUGCGGAUGUCUUGCCGGUGGUUGUUGUGUGCGCUGUAGCUACUUUUGCACCGAUGUGCUCUGGAGCAAGUGGCGCAAUCGGUGGUUCUUCGUGAAGGAAACCUGCUUCGGGUACUACCGGCCAAAGGACGGUGUGCUCCGGUGUGUCGUACUGUUUGACCAAGGUUUCGACAUCUCGUCCGGGAUGUACAGUACGGGCAUGCGCAAUGGAUUGCAGAUAGCAACGAAUUCGCGGUAUCUCGUCAUCAAAUAUCCAACGCGUCGCAUGGCCAAAGAGUGGAUGACACACAUGAAACGGGUAUCGAAUGAAAGUGCGCGCGAUUUUACGCUCCCGAAUCCUCACCAAUCGUUUGCACCGUCCCGACCUGGAGUUCAGGCCGGAUGGUUCGUGGAUGGGGCAGGAUAUAUGAGCGCGGUGGCCGAUGCGUUGGAAGGCGCAACGGAAGAAAUUUUCAUCACCGAUUGGAUGCUCAGCCCGGAGAUCUACAUGAAACGACCGGCGAUCGAUGGUGAUUACUGGCGGUUGGAUAAGAUCCUGAAGCGUAAGGCGGAGCAAGGCAUCAAGAUCUUUGUGCUGCUGUUUAAGGAACUGGACUUUGCGCUAGGCAUUAACAGUUACUACAGCAAGGCAAAGUUGGUGGAACAGCAUGAGAACAUAAAGGUUCUCCGCCAUCCGGAUCACGCCCGAGCUGGCAUAUUGUUUUGGGCGCAUCAUGAAAAGCUGGUCAUCAUCGAUCAAACAUACGCGUUUGUUGGUGGAAUCGAUUUGUGUUACGGUCGCUGGGAUGACUACCAGCAUCGACUGACCGAUCUCGGAAGCAUUUCAUCGUCGACGAAUAGCUCUGCCAACAAUACCACUACCCGCAAACCAUCGACCGUGGUCGAGCUGGACGAGAAUGGAUCUGUGGCGAAUUUGCUCAAGUCUAGUAAAAACAUUGCCAUCGCAACGGCAGUCGACCGACAAGCGCCAAAAUCCGUCACGGAUACUUCCGCCUCCAAAUCCGCCAAAGAUGGCACACCGAAUGGUAAACAAAAGCUCGCUCAAAAUAAACCAGAAGCACCGGCAGCGAUGGGUGAACCACCAGACAAGUUGCUACAAGCAGCUGCACAAGCACUCGGCGAUCAGCAGCUACCGGCGGAAGAAAGAGACGAGCUGCCGGAAAACAUUAAGCAAAACACUCCGGAAAUGGAGCGUCGAAACAUUAUGGGUAUGAUCAAGGAUAUGGGGCGGGAUCUGAAGAAUCGUAUCACACUGUCGGAGCAUCCAGAACAUCCGCACGGGACGGAUGUACUGGCGGCAGGCGGUGGUACAAAGAGUAACAUCGGUAGUCCGGUUUAUCUUUCCGAGGAGGAACGUCGCAAAAAGCAGCUCUACGGUGGAGAUAAGGGUACGAUCGUGCACGAUAUGGUCAGUCCGCAACCGUUCAAAAAUGCGCCCAUCUUCGAGCUGGACGGACAAGCGAAGCUAUGGAUUGGCAAAGAUUACAUUAAUUUCAUCGUUAAAGAUUUCACAAACCUUGAUAUGCCGUAUGUGGAUUUAGUCGAUCGUUCGACGACAGUCCGAAUGCCAUGGCAUGAUGUGGCAACUGUCGUGCUAGGUCAAGCUGCCCGGGAUGCUGCUCGCCAUUUCAUUGAACGGUGGAACGCGGUAAAGCUGGAAAAGUGUCGCGAAAAUGCCAACUAUCCAUACCUGCUGCCAAAGAGCUACAAUGACAUCCGCGUAGACAGUAAGUUCCUGAACGUGCCGCUUCAUCACGUCACCUGUCAGCUGUUGCGCAGUGCGUCCAGCUGGAACUGUGGCUUCAUCGAACCGGAACACGUAGAACAGAGCAUCCACGAGGCGUACGUACAGACGAUUUCGAAGGCACAGCAUUACAUCUACAUCGAGAACCAGUUCUUCAUUAGCAUGGAGCUGGGGAACAGCGUGGUGAAGAACCAAAUAUCGGAAUAUCUGUUCAAGCGAAUCGUGCGUGCACACAGGGAGAAGAAGGUGUUUCGGGUGUAUGUCGUGAUGCCACUAUUGCCAGGAUUCGAGGGUGAUGUUGGUGGUUCUUCGGGUAUUUCGUUACGAGCGAUUACCCACUGGAACUAUGCGUCUAUUUCGAGGGGAAAAUCAUCACUUCUUGAACGGUUACGAGGAGCCGGUAUCCAGAAUCCGUUUGACUACAUCUCGUUCCACAGCUUGAGAACAAACUCCACGCUCAAUGGAAUGCCCGUGACGGAGUUGAUUUAUGUGCAUUCUAAGCUGCUGAUUGCCGACGACAAGGUUGUGAUCUGUGGGUCUGCCAACAUUAACGAUCGUUCGUUGUUGGGCAAGCGAGACUCGGAAGUUUGUGUUAUGAUAACGGACGAAUCGUUCGAAGAAGGUCGUAUGAAUGGUGAAUCGUAUCCAUGCGGUGUCUUUGCUGGGAAGCUGCGAAAGUUCCUGUUCCGCGAACAUCUUGGUCUGCUGGAGUCGGACCCAAAACGUGAACCGAUCGACGUGACAGAUCCAGUAAUUCACUCGUUCUGGAAUGACAUUUGGCGACGAACGUCCCGUCGCAACACGCUCAUCUACGACGAAGUGUUCCGAUGCAUCCCAUCCGAUAAUGUGCAAUCGUUCGCCAUGAUGAAAAAGUUUCUGGAGGACAAAAGUUUGCUCCAAUCCAACCCGGAUGGCAUUCAGCAGGCCGUUGCACGUAUCGAAGGCUAUCUUGUAGAUCUACCGCUGAAGUUUCUUUGCAACGAAAUACUUACUCCACCCAACACGAGCAAAGAAGGUUUCAUGCCUACCUACAUGUGGACAUAGAAAACGAAGCACUGGUCCGCAUUUGCUACUAGUGCUGCAACUGUCCAUUCCUCACAAUCAUCGUACCGUGCUGUUUUUUGUUUUCUCUAAUGGAUGGUGCCACGCUUUAAAAUUUACCUGCUACGUGUUUGUAAUGAGUUUGUGCGUAUUUUUUUUUAUUAUGGAUAUUUAUUUGCUCUCGUAUUAUGUGUAACGAACUUUGUGAACAAAAAGGUUACCUUUUAAAUGAAACAUUCACCCUCGAUGUAGUGCACUUUUGUGUAAGCAAGAUGUCGUUUACGUGUUUAUCUAGUUUUUACAUCAAACCGUGUAUUCUGCCGCGCAUCUACAGUCUACACAUUAAAAGUUAUUUUUCUGUCUUCCACGCACCAAAAACUCUUCGGCUCAAAACUCGGUUCAAGUGCAAUUGUAAAACAUAUUUCAACAGCAUGCCACAAGCAGGCUUAAUAGAGAGAGAUUAAAACAAUUAAAGAAGGAUUUUUUUUAUGGAAUCAGUACAAGGGUUUAAAACCGAAAAUAAAAACAUUCACAUUUUACUUAAAUUGAAAAA